AUGCUGCCGACAACGGCCUUGAACCGGGCGGCCAGGGCCCAAACUCUAGACGACAUCGUCAUGGGGACAAACAACAGCAGCAUCGUCUCCAAGCGCAGUGUCGAGCGCCUGUACUUUCCCAACGAACCGCACUUCUUUCGCUACUUUGUGCCCAAGUUCCAGCGGAGGUCGCCGCUCAUCAAUCGCGGCUACUGGCUCAGGCUCAGGGCCAUUGAUGUUGUCCUGCGCCACUUCAUCACGCGUUCUUUGACCAAGAAGAGGGUCAUCAUCAACUUGGGAUGUGGCAGCGAUGUCCUGCCUUGGCAAUGCAACACACGCUAUGCCUCCGCAUGCGACGGGCUGCUCUUCAUCGACAUCGACUUCCCGGACCUCAUCCUCAAGAAGCGUGCUGUUGUGCUGCAGACGCCGCAGUUGCGAGAGCUGCUUGGCGACGACUUCCAAGUCAACGACUUGGACCAGGACCGGGUGUUGCUCAAGAGUGAGCGAUAUUGCCAGGUAGGAUGCGACCUCCGGAAUCUGGACGAGCUCCACCAGACGCUUGAGACCAUUCUCCCCUUGUCCGGUUGCGAGAUGCUCUUCGUGGCCGAAGUGUCCAUCACGUACAUGGAAACUUGCUACGCCGAUGACUUGGUGCAGUGGGCCAGCUCUCUUGGCCAGGCCGAGUUCUGUCUUUUGGAGCAUCUUCUCCCCCAAGGCGCGGAUCAACCCUUUGCAGCGACGAUGCUCAGCCACCUGAACAAACUGAAUGCGCCACCAAGAGGUUGGCGGCAAGUUGAAGUCUGGGAUUUGUGGGAGGUCUGGUCGAGCGACCACUUCCUGACCAAGGCCCAAAGGGCUUUUCUGGACGAGGUGGAGCCAUUUGACGAGUGGGAGGAAUUCAUGCUCUUCGCACGGCACUACGCACUUGUCCACGCUUCGACUUCGCCCGCCAACCAAGACGGGAAAUCGCUGCCAAAUCCGACCUCGGAAAACAGACGGGAUGCCGCCGAGGUCAGCCUCGAGGUGGAAUGCCACCAGACAAAUGCCCCUAGGCGCCGUUUUGGAGAGGCCAUGACUGUCUCCAGUUCCAUGGGAAGGCAAUCCGCCAUACAUAUGAUGGGGCUCGGAAGCAACGGAAGGGCAGACUCGUCCGACGUCUACUCGCUUGGGCGGCACGACGACCUUCCAAAGCUACCUCUUAUUGGACCUCCUCCUCUUGAGAGCCAGUGGACCAUCGAAUUCAAGUCAAUAGUACCAACGCUUUCCCGACAAAUCGGGGAUCCCCUGUCACGUUUUGGUGCCAGAUGCGUCGAAUUGGGUUCCUGCACCGUAGUAUGUGGCGGCAUGGGACAGGAUCCUUCAGUCCAAGGUCGCGAUCUUGUCGUCGUCAGCAUCAGAGAUGAUGGAUCCUAUACAACUGCCCCUCUCCGCUGCCAAGACGCCGCUUGUAUGCCCUUCAUGGUUGGAUCUUCUGUCAUUGCAUGCGAGGACCGCCUUGUGAUCAUCGGCGGUGGAGCGACGUGCUUCUCGAUGGGCACAUUUUGGGAGACUGGAGUAUACAGCAUAACAGCCCACGACGGCCUCUGGCAAAUUGUCAACUGUGCGAGUCGUGGCAGCCGACCCGCCGGGCAGCCGGCCGCAAAGACAAUAGUCACAUCGGUUCCUCGAAUUCGUCUCGGCGCCGAGAAAGGAUUCGAUGAGAUUCUCGGCGAUGGCAAACCAGUGAUUAUAGAAGGCCUUGGUCUCGGAGACUGCUUGCGGAAAUGGACCUCGGACUAUUUGCUACAACAAGUCGGGGGCAACACAGAGGUGAUCGUGCACGAGUGCCACAGAGACACGGAGAAGAUGGACUUCAACUCGAAAAACUUUCGUUACGUCAGGGACUCGUUCGAGGCGGUCAUGGCCAAGAUGCAGGCCGGCGGCCGGUUGUAUCUGCGAUCAUUGUCCCACAGGAAGCCGUCGGAGCAGCCAGCCAACCUCGAAGAGGAUUUCCCAAGGUUAGCAGAAGACUUUUGUCUCCCGCCUGAACUGAACUACGUCAGCCGCAACUUGUUCAGCUCCGUCCUACGAGUGUCAGGCAGGGUGAAUAUGUGGCUUCACUACGACGUUAUGGCCAAUGUCUAUACGCAAAUUGUGGGCCGCAAACGAAUGGUUCUCUUCCCACCAAGCGAUGUAGGACAUCUUUCAUUUGCUCCCGGGGCAUCAAGCUCGAGCCUCGAUGUCUUGGCGUCGCUCGAGGCCCCGAAUCUGGCGGCGACUCGCCCGCACGAGGCCGAGCUCGGGCCAGGAGACUUGCUGUUUUUGCCGCCGCUGUGGCUUCACACGUCGGAGCCGACGUCGGACCUGAGCGUUGCCGUCAAUGUCUUCUUCCGGGACCUGGAGAGCGGCUACGCGACGGGCCGGGACGUCUAUGGUAACCGGGAUCUGGCGGCGUACGAGAAGGGGAGGCAGGACGCGAUGCGCAUAGCGAAAGGCUUCCAGCAAUUGCCGCUGGAGACUCGACGGUUCUACUUGACGCGGAUAGCCGAUGAGCUGCGGGUAGCCGCCGAGGAAGGUUGA
Hirsutella rhossiliensis is the source of this 2538-nucleotide messenger RNA. RefSeq names its product cupin-like domain-containing protein. Lineage: Eukaryota; Fungi; Ascomycota; Sordariomycetes; Hypocreales; Ophiocordycipitaceae. Bases 1 to 2538 code for a protein of 845 amino acids. The transcript is spliced from 10 exons. Gene Ontology annotation, biological process: wybutosine biosynthetic process; tRNA methylation. Gene Ontology annotation, molecular function: tRNA methyltransferase activity; protein binding. The record is from RefSeq and is a predicted model, not a curated record.